Closterium sp. NIES-65 is the source of this 243-nucleotide messenger RNA. The record is from the annotation of a GenBank genome assembly. NCBI's taxonomy places the organism in Eukaryota, Viridiplantae, Streptophyta, Zygnematophyceae, Desmidiales, Closteriaceae.
AUGUCGUGUUAUGAUGUCAUGGUGUAUGGUGUGGAGCGGCGGUGUAAUGUAAUGACCAACACACAGGCGCCUGCAGAGGUGGUGGACUGCAGCAAUCCGCGCUACUCCAAGUACUAUGUCAUUGUCAUUCAGUACUCAGCACGGCUGAAUGCGGAGAAGGUGCGCAACUUUGUGUACGCACUCAACAAUGGCACCGUGCCCAAGAAGCGCAUCAACAGUGAGUGCUCCUCACAUGCGACUUGA